Messenger RNA from Neodiprion fabricii, 2304 nucleotides. RefSeq lists its product as uncharacterized. The transcript has 8 exons. The coding region runs from base 265 to 2016 and encodes 583 amino acids. The record is from RefSeq and is a predicted model, not a curated record. Gene Ontology annotation, molecular function: protein binding. Lineage: Eukaryota; Metazoa; Arthropoda; Insecta; Hymenoptera; Diprionidae.
UUGUAUAUAUGUACCGUUAAUUCAAAGUUACAAGCUCGCGGCGCACCCUUGAAAUGUGUAUACCCGAUUUUUGAACAAAUCAAAUUUCCGUAGCCAUGAUGUAUGCUUUCCAAAUAGCUUGUGUUCCGUGAUGGGCCAAAACACGAUCUGUGUAUGCAAGGUUUUUUUUACACAAACUCGAAAAUCUAACCCAAUCGUUAUCACUGUUAGAUGUACGGUAACAAAACGUCAUUAUCGAUUCGAGUUUUAAGCUUAUUUUGAAGCAUGCGCGUUUUCUCAGCUUACACUACUCGUAGUUCAGUCAUGUUUUAUCAAGUUCUACGUAUUCUCCUGAGUUUUGUAACAAUUUUCUAUUGUGUUAACGGUGAAAAUGUACCGCAAAAAAAUGAUAAACGCGGAGAUAUCGACUUACAAAUGUGCGUCGAAAGCUUUGAUGUCCAUAAGAACAAGAUCAUCAGGACUGAGGAUUCUCAAGAAAUGGGGGCCAAGUACAUUAAUGAGAUAGACUUGGAUUCCCGAAAAGAGUGUCUCAGACUUUGUUGCGAAACUGAGCAAUGCGAUGUUUUCGUUUUCGAAGAUAAGAGACCAGGAAGCUGUUAUCUUUUCCAUUGUGGACCACCCGAUGACUUCAAGUGUAAGUUUACGAGUCAUGCUAACUAUACCAGCGCAGUCCUCACCGUGAAUCUUAAUUCCCGAAAUACUGUUGAACUCGAAGAACAAAUUCGAAGAACACAGCAAGAUCAUGAUCUUCAAUCUCUGAGAAAGUUAGCAGACAACUCACCUGCAGAAUAUUCCGUUCUGGAACCCACUGCAUCUGUAGUUACUGAAGUAUCAAAAAUAGUCAUUUUAACAACAGCUGCCUCAAUUAAACCAGUAUGCAGCCGAAAUCAAUUUGAAUGUCGCACUUCUGGAGAUUGCAUUGCUAUAUAUAAUGCAUGUGACGGUAUACCACAAUGUGCUGACGGUUCCGAUGAAGCAGCGGAAUUGGGAUGUCCUACUAAGAAACCAUCGAUGCCACCACCGGUUGCAAUCCAACAACAAACUUUAUCAGCACCAGCUAAUUCAGCAAACUAUCAGCCAUCGAUACAGCGUCACAAACCUUAUGAUGCUGCAUAUGGACAUCAAGAGAAAGAUUCAAGACCCUGGCAGCUGUCGGGUCAUCAACUAGCUCCACAGCAAGAAAGAAUACAAUACCCUCAGCAAGUUGUUAUUUCACAACCGCAAGUAAAUUUAGGUUCGCAAAGAUAUCAGUGGGAAUAUCAACCCUUAUAUGAACAAAAUAAUGGAAAUUUCAAUUCGAUCAAUUCAUUUCGUGGACCAAGCAACACUAAUCCUUACGAGCCAGAGCAGUCACAUAUAUUCAACCACAAAGGGCCGGGAGUCAUUGGUGAAGGUGGUGAUGGAGGCGCUUAUAUAGAUCAAAAUCGACAAUAUGCUCCAUACUAUCCUCCGGAUAAUGGAAAUUGGCAGGAAGGUCAGCCACAACAGCCACCUUCGAUACUGCCAACGCAACCAAAUAGUCCGUCUCUGAUACCAAAAUUACAGCCUCAAGUUACAAACAAGCCUCCGCUAUGCAAAGAUGAUAAAAAGCAAGGUAAAACUCCACCAAUAACAAAUGUGGUGCAAUCGAGUAAAUCUAUGGGGCAGAAGAAUUCGAUUAUUCCAAAAGCAAAAACUGAAAUAGAUGACAGCGUGACCUCUGAAAAUGACGAGACACACCACAAUACAGUAAAGACAGCUAAACCACACAAACACACAGAGACAAAGAUCUUUGUCGAGCAGUCAAAUGAAGAAACAAAAGGUCACUUGAUUAUGGACCGUCUCCAAGACAGUAAUGAGGACAGAGAUCUGAGACCAAAGGGUGCAGUAAUAUCAUUAGCUCUCGGAUUAACAACAACCGCGUUGAUGGCUGCCUUGAUAGCUUGUCGAUUAAGAAUGGUUAGACGACGAGGCCGGCGUGGUCAUGGACCAUAUGCGCAUGAUGCUGAUUACUUAGUGAACGGAAUGUACCUUUGAAUAAAUCUUAAUUAAGGUAUGAGAUUAGGAUAUUGGGUAAAUGCGAAAAUGUAUUAAAAUGAUUGGAUGAUCUUUAUACAUUCGAUUGACGUAUUAUAGAUAUAUUAUCUGUUACAAUAAAUUCUUUUUCAAGAAGAUACAAUAAUGGUUCACCUACAUUCCCAGUUAGUUUCUCACCGAGCCACAUUUGCAAUUUAAUGGAGAGACUUUAUUUGGUCACUUCAAUAUGUACUGUUCGACGAGAGUUCUCCAAAGUUCACAGAACUCCAUAAGAUGAAAAUUUUCAUA